AAGGAAGGAGGGAGUGUGAACUCAAGGCAGCAGAUCUAUAUUAUACCAAGCGGUGCUGCUGUCUCCAUGUGGAUUAGUGCCAGAAAGAGAAGUGUCAAUGAGAGCUGCUGCAGUUGUGACAUAGAAAUUAGAAACGUUAACUUUAUCAGGAGUGUACAUGCUGUUUGAAUGACAACCAGCAGGGCGGAAUCGGUUCCUCUUUGCUUUUGGCAUUAUUGCAAUUACGGCUCUUUCUGUUUUGUACAUGGCGACACUUAGUUCUCAGCGUGAUUCAACUCAUUGCCAAUGAGCGCAAGUCUCAGCUUGUGUGAAGUUAUCAUCAUCAGAAGCAGCAGCAGCGGAAGAAGAGUACCUUUUAAGGAACUGACACAGCCGAGAAAGUUGGAUUCUUGUUGCGAGGAGGAGAGCGUGCUUAUAUUUCUUUCUCCUGUUUGAUAGUUUACAUUUCUCACCAGAGGAAGUCAUGACUUCGGUGUGGAAAAGACUGCAGCGCGUCGGUAAAAAGGCUUCAAAGUUUCAGUUUGUUGCCUCUUACCAGGAACUCGUACUGGAGUGUACGAAGAAAUGGCAACCAGACAAGCUAAGGGUGGUGUGGACCAGGAGGAACAGACGCAUGUGCUCCAAGCUCCACAGUUGGCAGCCUGGAAUUAAGAACCCUUACAGAGGCAUGGUGGUGUGGCCCGUCCCGGAGAACAUCGACAUCUCUGUUACUCUCUUCAAGGAGGUCAAUGCUGAUGAGUUUGAGGACAAAGAGUGGACCUUUGUCAUUGAGGGUGAGAGCAAGGGGCAUCGUAAGGUUUUGGCCUCAGCAGACAUCAACCUAAAGCGGUUUGCCAGUCCAACGCCGACCCAGACCGACCUGACGUUGAAGCUGAAGCCGCUGUCGGUCAAAGUGGUGGAUGCCACGCUCAAGCUGUCGCUGUCAUGUGUCUUUGUUCGAGAGGGGAAAGCUACUGAUGAAGACAUGCAGAGUCUGGCCAGCCUGAUGAGUGUGAAGCCUGCGGAUAUCGGCAACCUGGACGACUUUAACGAGAGUGAUGAAGAUGAGGACAAGAAGUCUAUCACUGCUACAGUCGUCCCACACACACUCGUUCGCCCAAAUCGCCCUGCUCCCCCUCCACCUGGCAAACGAGACUCCGCUGGACUCUCUCUUGCAGCCUCAGCCUGUGGCCGUGAUGGCGGCCCUUCCUCUGCUGCCGUCCACUCCCGCCCUCCCCUACCUAAUGCUCCUCGCCCUUCUCCCCGCCGCAGCCGUCACUCCUUCCCCACAUUUCCUGUCCAGCCAGAGAUCCCUCCCUCCCCUGGUCCUUCCCCUCAGCCCUCACCCAGAUCCAAGCAUAACAAAUCCUCCAUCCCUAACUUCCCUGAGGCUUCUUCAUCUAUUCCACCACCUUAUCCUCCAAGCUCCCAGCCCACAGUGGCUACACCCUCCAUCCAGAGUGCCUCCCCUGUCCUGCCUCUACCAGAUGUUGCUCCUGCAAAACCUCCAUCCCCCAAAGCCUCCAAAGCACCUAUAAUUUCGUCAUCUUCCGGAAACAUUUCCUCUUCUAUUCAUCCUGCACCUAAAAGCACUGAAUCUCCUCCUACUUCACCUGCUGCCACAGUGGAGCUUUCUUUGCCCUCUGUUCCCCUUAAUUCUUCCUCAAAUACCCCCACUAAUGUGCCUUUUAAGCCACCAGGUGCCUCCGAAACAGACAUUACCUCAUUAACUCCCAAACUUCACUCCCCUGUAGUAUCAUCACUCAAAAAUACCUUAACAUCAACCUCCACAGCUCCUCAUAAGUCUUCUGUCACUGUAUCCACUCUCACCCAUAAUACCAUCUCUACUGCAUCCCAGCUACUCCCCCCUAGUUCCUCCUCUCCAUCAAAUCCCACCCUGUCCUCUGAACCACCAUCCACUCACCUUCCUCUCACCCGGAGCCUCUCUCAGCCUCCUUCUCUGCCGAAAAUCUUCCAGUCAGGCUCAGGAAAAGUUCCUGUUUCACACCAACGGCGCCCCCCAGAGGUUCAAACUAAAGAGGAUCUUACUUCAGUUUCUGGCCAUGCUCUCAUUUUCAGACCUCAGCUGGUCAAGGCAGUCGAUCGCCCCACCUCUCCCUCUCCUUUUUCCGCUGAUGCCCCUCCUCUUGAAUCAACUCCUCAUCUCCCUAAAUCACACCCCUCUAUCUCAGAGUCCCCGAGAGGUGCUCAGGGGCCGUGGUUGUCAUCAGGAAGUGACAUCAGCACUGUCCCUCUGCAGUGUAGUCCCGACCUCGAUGCCCUCUGUGACCCUGAAGCUCCAGCCCUCACUGCCUCCCUUCCUCGCUCCUCACCCCCUCGCUCCUCUUCUCUUUCCACCUCUGUUUUAUUCUCCUCUCCUCACACUCAGCUCACUCUCCCUCCCAUUUCUCCCUCUGCUCCUCCUGCUCCCAUCAGCUCCUGUCAGUCAGGCUCACUGUUUCCCCUCACUAAAGUAGACGAGGAAACAACUUUGAGCAAAGACACGUGUUCUCCCCAAAACAACCGGACAGAGGCCAACUUCAGAGUAUCCAACCAACUUAUCAGACCAGCCCAGGAUUCAAAGGCGGCCAUCCCAGGAAAAAAAGCUGAACCAGCAAGGAUCAGUCCUGCCCACUCAGAGCUGAUAAUAGCCCCGCCCCCUCCGUGGCCCUUCUCCUGCUGUGAGAGCUCCACCCCUCUGCAGCCCUCCACCAAUGUUGUGGCGGCGUUUAUCACUCCUAUACAGCCGAAUGCUCAGGGGGAAAUUGAUUUGAAAAUUCCAACCAAUGAAACAAGUGUUAUUAUAAGCGCCUUUAAGGCUGAAAAGCCGCCACUGGCAAAGCCUGAGCCUGAGCCUGACUUUGAUGACAUCAUCUUUGAGUCAUUCAACCAGACACAUGAAUCAGGGGGUUUGUUUCUGGAAGAGGAUGACUCGAAGCGGGAUACUAUUAAAAGGUGUCCUCCUGGUCUUGAACAGAAAACAAAUGAAAAGGCCGGUGGAGAAAAGGAGAAGUUAGAGGAAGCAGCGACGGACAAGGAGUUGAAGAGGAAGGCAGAGCAGGAGAAGAAGCGGGAGAAAGAACAAGAGGAGGAAAGGAAGAGGAAAGAGGAAGAACAUAACAAUAUGCUCCAGAAGCAGGAAGAGAGGAGAAAAUAUGAGGAAGAGAAAAAGACACUGUUAGAGGAGGAGAAGAAGAUGCUCUUACAGGAGGAAGAGGAGGUCAAGAAGGAGAAGGAAAGAAAAAGGUGUGAGGGGGAGAGACUCCUGAAUGAGAGGAAAGAUAAACAGGAGAAGCAGAGGGAGGAAAAGAUGAAGCGGGAUGAAGAGGAGAGGAAGAAACGAGAGCAGCAAAGGAGACUUCUGGAAGUGGAGGAGGAGAAGGAAAAAGUGAGGAGGGAGGAAGAGAGGAGGCUCGAAAAAGAGAGAUUCUUGAGAAAAAUGAAAGAGGAGGAGGAGAAAAUUAUGGCAGAGAGGAGAGUGUUUGAGGAGCAAAGGAGGAGAAGGGAGCAAGAGAACAAGACGCUCCUGGAAGAGAAACAGAUAACAGAGAAACAAGAGAGGGAGCAGCAGAACAAAAAGAGGGAGAAUGAGGAGAAGAGGAAAGAGGAAGAGAAGAGGAAAGAGGUAGAGGAGAGGAAGAAGAGGGAGGAAGAAAUGGAGAGGAAGAAAAGGGAGGAGGAGGCGAGGCAAGUGGAAGAGAGAAAGAAAAAGGAGGAAGAAGUGGAGAGGAAGAAAAAGGAGGAAGAGCAGAGGAAAGAUGAAGAGAGACAGAACAAGGAGGCAGAAGAGGAGAGAAAGAAGAGGGAAGAUGAGGAGAAGACUAUCAAAGAGCAGAAAGAGAGGGAGGAGGAAAGAUUGAGGGAGGUGAAAGAGAAUGAGAGACUCGUAAAGAAGGAGAAGGAAAGGAUGGAGAGGAGGAAAAAAGCUGAGGAGAAAAGACGUGAAGAAGAGGAGGAGAGGAGGAAAGAGAGACUUUUGAAGGAGCAGAAGGAAAAGGAGACUGAGAUGAAGAAAAAGGAGGUGGAAAAGAAAAAGAGGGAAGAGGAGGAGAAAAGACAUAGAGAGGAGAAAGAGAAAGCGGAAAGGAGAAUUAAGGAGGAAGAAGAAAGGAAAAAGAAAGAAGUGGAACAUAAAAAGAAGCUACUGCAAGAAAAGGAAGAAAUUGAAAGGAAGAAGAAGAAAGCGGAGGAAGACAAAAGGAGGAAGGAGGCCAACAAGUCAGAUGAGGACAAGCAGAAGAUGAAGACCCUGGUUUCUCCAUCUCUGCCAGUUUCUCAGCUAAACACCAACCUCCUUCCUCCCAGUUUCACACACCUGCCCACAGCUCUUAAAGAUGUACCACAGACUCAACUUCCUGCUCCUCUCUUACCUCUUCCGGACAAAACCGGCGUUUCAUCUAAGCGUCUGCAAUCACAAACUCUCAGCGAAUCACAAGACAGAGAGAUGACCCUUCAAUCUGUCAAUAAACCAAGCUCCGCCUCCAAUGAGCGCUCACAAAAACAAGAUGCUGCUGAGGUGGACACCACAGUGAAGCAGGAGCCUCAGCCAAUCUCAACAAAAGCCUCAGAAACACCUCACAUUGGCCCAACUACAGCUGAACCCGGAGCACCACCAAUAAAAGAGGAGCCCAAAGAGCCAGAAGGACCCAGCGUGGAACCAGAACCAGAAACCUCACCCGAAGUUUCCCCUAAACCAGCCUUUGAGCGUACAGCUUUGGCGCUGGUGCCACUGCUUCCCUCAAAACCAGAACUGCGGCAGGAACAAGUCCUCCAGCGGUGAA
Molecule: messenger RNA, 4760 nt
Organism: Eleginops maclovinus (Patagonian blennie)
Lineage: Eukaryota; Metazoa; Chordata; Actinopteri; Perciformes; Eleginopidae
Product: trichohyalin-like
Exons: 15
Coding region: 464-4759 (1431 amino acids)
Biological process (GO): actin cytoskeleton organization
Cellular component (GO): microtubule organizing center; filamentous actin
Source: RefSeq, a predicted model, not a curated record